This is a messenger RNA of Nilaparvata lugens (brown planthopper), 1002 nucleotides long. RefSeq names its product RYamide receptor-like. Gene Ontology annotation, biological process: G protein-coupled receptor signaling pathway. Gene Ontology annotation, molecular function: neuropeptide Y receptor activity; neuropeptide binding. The record is from RefSeq and is a predicted model, not a curated record. Gene Ontology annotation, cellular component: plasma membrane; neuron projection. Lineage: Eukaryota; Metazoa; Arthropoda; Insecta; Hemiptera; Delphacidae. The transcript is spliced from 6 exons. Bases 208 to 1002 code for a protein of 264 amino acids.
UUCACCCCGCAAUCACACCUCAAACAAGUCCGCAUUCCCGUACUCUGUCCCUUUCGUGAUAGUCCAUUCAAAAGACCAUAAACUGCAAUGGAAUAAACUUGAAAAAGUGAUAAAUCACAUUCGAUUCUCAUAAAUGUACCGUUCUUUACAGUUGUGAACGUCUAGAAAUGAUAAGGAAGGAGUAAGCCGGAAAUAAAACAAGACUGUAUGGCGAGCACCAACCACUACAACAAUAGCAGCAUCAGUAGCAACAGCAUCGGUGAUGUUGACGAAUGGUUGGAGUGCGAUGUUGGUCCAGGGGGCGCUCUCUCAUCGGCCUACUUUCAGGCUCUGGUAUGCCUGGCCUACUGUCUAGUGUUUGUGAUAGCACUGGCAGGCAACGGACUCGUUUGCUAUGUGGUGCACUCUUCACCACGCAUGCGCACAGUCACCAACAUAUUCAUAGUGAACCUGGCGGUGGGCGAUGUCCUCAUGACCCUUUUCUGCGUGCCCUUCACCUUCGUCAGUACCCUGCUGCUACAGUACUGGCCCUUCGGAGCCCCUCUUUGUCAUACUGUUAGCUUCUCGCAGGCCGUAUCCGUGCUGGUUAGCGCGUACACUCUGGUGGCAAUCAGCCUGGACCGCUACAUGGCGGUGUUGUGGCCCCUGAGGCCACGCAUGGGCAAGCGACAUGCCAAGGCGACCGUGGCCGCAGUGUGGCUGGGUGCCCUCAUCACCGCCUUCCCCAUCCCCGCCGUCUCCAGUCUCAAGCAGCCUUCACGGUGGCAUCACAACUGCGACCGGUUUGUAUGUGAGGAAGAGUGGGAAUCGCAGUCAAUGCGCCAGCUUUACAGCGCUGCACUGAUGACUCUCCAGUACGCGGUGCCGUUGUGUGUGUUGGUGUUCACCUACACAAGCAUCGCAGUUGAGGUGUGGGGUAAGCGACCCCCGGGAGAGGCGCAAGACACCAGAGAUAUUCGCAUAGCACGCUCGAAGCGCAAGGCUGGGUGCCAUGAGCUAUGA